This is a messenger RNA of Cryptomeria japonica (Japanese cedar), 1046 nucleotides long. Its product is annotated as AP-4 complex subunit sigma. Gene Ontology annotation, cellular component: intracellular membrane-bounded organelle. Lineage: Eukaryota; Viridiplantae; Streptophyta; Pinopsida; Cupressales; Cupressaceae. Bases 177 to 608 code for a protein of 143 amino acids. The transcript has 4 exons. The record is from RefSeq and is a predicted model, not a curated record. Gene Ontology annotation, biological process: protein transport; vesicle-mediated transport.
CACUAAUAUCAAUAAUAAGGGAAUGUUCAUAUUUUCAACCCAAAAAAGAAGAGAAGCAAAUGGAUUUAUGAAUCUUCUGUACGGUUACAUUGCUGAAUGAAAAUAAUCAAUUCAUCCGUAGAAUUCCAGGAGAGCUUUUCUUUUUAUUGACAAGUGAAAAAAGGAGAGUUUGGGAGAUGGCGAUCAGAUUCAUCUUGUUGGUGAAUAAGCAGGGCCAAACUAGACUUGCCCAAUACUACGAAUACCUCACACUGGACGAAAGGCGAGCUUUAGAGGGAGAAAUUGUUAGGAAAUGUCUUGCGCGCUCUGAAAAUCAGUGUUCAUUUGUGGAACAUCGCAACUACAAAGUGAUUUACAGACGAUAUGCAUCAUUGUUCUUCCUGGUUGGAGUUGACGAAGAUGAGAACGAGCUAGCAAUUUUGGAAUUUAUCCAUUUAGUAGUGGAGACAAUGGAUCGUCACUUCGGAAAUGUGUGUGAGCUUGAUAUAAUGUUUCAUUUGGAGAAAGCUCACUUUAUGCUAGAAGAGAUGGUUAUGAAUGGAUGUAUUGUGGAAACAAAUAAACAAAAUAUUCUGACACCAAUUCAGCUAUCGGAUAAAGCUUCAUAGAGGUUUGAAGGAAAGGAAGCCCAUGCUAGAAUUUGUAUACGAAGAAUUUAACAGGGACACUGAGCAUUAAUGGCUGGCAUCCACGACUUUAACAGAUGAAGGCCUUGUCCUGAUUGGAGAGAUCAGAUGGUUCCUGCACUGUAAUUUAAACUUAAAAUGCAAAUUCAGGUUAUAGGAUUUAAAAACUACACUUUUUUUCUGAGGUUAUAUUUCAUAUUGGCUUAUUCUUAGUACACAACCAUACGGUCCUCAGAUUAUGGUUACACUGUUUGCAUUAACCAAUUUUUCUGCUAAUUUUGGAUAAGAAGGCAAGAACUAUACAAUCUCUGUAUGUGUAGUAUUUCUUAUUUCCGAGUUUUAUUGCAGGAAUGUGAUUGUAGCAAAAUGCCUACAUUUUUGUGGGAAAUUCAAAUGUAGUAAUUGAAGUUAUUGUCUCCA